UGGAACAGGUGGAACAGAGUGGAACAGGUGGAACAGGAGGAACAGGUGGAACAGGACGAACAGGUGGAACAGGAGGAACAGUUGGUACAGGUGGAACAGGAGGAACAGGUGGAACACUUGGUACAAGUGCAACAGUUGGUACAGGUGGAACAGUUGGUACACUUGGUAAAGGUGGAACAGGUGGAACAGGUGGAACAGUUGGUACAGGUGGAACAGGUGGAACAGGUGGAACAGGAGGAACAGUUGGUACAGGUGGAACAGGUGGAACAGUUGGUACAGGUGGAACAGUUAAUACGGGUGAAACAGGAGGAACAGGUGGAACAGUUGGUACAAGUGGAACAGUUGGUACAGGUGGAACAGUUGGUACAGGUGGAACAGUUGGUACAGUUGGUACAGGUGGAACAGGUGGAACAGUUGGUACAGGUGGAACAGGUGGUACAGGUGGAACAGUUGGUACAGGUGGAACAGGAGGAACAGUUGGUACAGGUGGAACAGGUGGAACAGGUGGAACAGUUGGUACAGGUGGAACAGUUGGUACAGGUGGAACAGGAGGGACAGUUGGUACAGGGUGAACAAGUGGAACAGUUGGUACGGGUGGAACAGGAGGAACAGUUGGUACAGGUGGAACAGGUGGUACAGGUGGAACACUUGGUACAGGUGGAACAGUUGGUACAGGUGGAACAGGAGGAACAGGAGGAACAGUUGGUACAGGUGGAACAGUUGGUACAGGUGGAACAGGCGGAACAGGUGGAACAGGAGAAACAGGAGGAACAGUUGGUACAGGUGGAACAGGUGCAACAGGUGGAACGAGUGGAACAGGUGCAACAGGAGGAACAGGUGGAACAGGACUAACAGGUGGAACAGGAGGAACAGUUGGUACAGGUGGAACAGGAGGAACAGGUGGAGCACUUGGUACAAGUGCAACAGUUGGUACAGGUGGAACAGUUGGUACACUUGGUAAAGGUGGAAAAGGUGGAACAGGUGGAACAGUUGGUACAGGUGGAACAGGUGGAACAGGUGGAACAGGAGGAACAGUUGGUACAGGAGGAACAGGUGGAACAGUUGGUACAGGUGGAACAGUUGGUACAGGUGGAACAGGUGGAACAGGUGGAACAGUUGGUACAAGUGGAACAGGUGGAACAGGUGGAACAGUUGGUACGGGUGGAACAGGUGGAACACUUGGUACAAGUGAAACAGUUGGUACAGGUGGAACAGUUGGUACAGGUGGAACAGGUGGAACAGUUGGUACAGGUGGAACAGGAGGAACAUUUGGUACAGGUGGAACAGGUGGUACAGGUGGAACAGUUGGUACAGGUGGAAAAGGAGGGACAGUUGGUACAGGGUGAACAGGUGGAACAGUGGGUACAGUUGGUACAGGUGGAACAGGUGGAACAGGAGGAACAGUUGGUACAGGUGGAACAGGUGGUACAGGUGGAACAGUUGGUACAGGUGGAACAGUUGGUACAGGUGGAACAGGUGGAACAGGAGGAACAGGAGGAACAGUUGGUACAGGUGGAACAGUUGGUACAGGUGGAACAGGAGGAACAGAUGGAACAGAUGGAACAGAUGGAACAGGAGGAAGAGGUGGAACAG
Molecule: messenger RNA, 1593 nt
Organism: Porites lobata
Lineage: Eukaryota; Metazoa; Cnidaria; Anthozoa; Scleractinia; Poritidae
Source: the annotation of a GenBank genome assembly